AUGACUCUCGAAAGGCUUUUGCGAGACAGGAUCAAAGACGAGUUGGAGGAUGCGGGCUUUGCCAUCACUCACCCGGAGGAGCGGACGGAGCUCCGGCGGCUCUUGGGCGGGCCAGAAGGCGAGGCCUUGGUGAACAGCGCCUCCAGGGAAUUGCAGCAGGUGCUGGAGACGGGGCAGCCCUUGCGGGAGCUCUCUUCUCUGAGGGUGUCAGGCCGCGCUAAAACGGCCUACAGCACCUGGAAGAAGAUGAAGAAGAAGCGCCUUGAGUUCCAGCAAGUCUGGGAUCGCUCUGCCAUCCGAGUGAUUCUGGAUGCUCCUUCCGCCGAGCGGGCCGAGCAGCUGUGCUACGAGGUCCGCGAUAUCAUCGCCCAGAUGUGGCCCUUGAGGGACAAGCAGAAGGACUACAUCGGCAAUCCGAAGUCCAACGGCUACCGUUCCCUGCACCUGGUGGCGCAGCGCGCGGGGCAGCCCUUUGAGGCUGGGGCGCGGGCCUUCACCCCCCUCCGGUUGCCGCUCAUGAGCUGGCUGCCAGAGCUGCGGCUGGUGGUGGCCGAGUUUCUGCUCACCACCAUCUGGGUCUUCGUGUCGCAGGAUGCCGCGCUGUCGGCCACCGCGUGUCUGCCCAGCUGUGGCAGGCGAACUGGCGGGCCUUGCCCGCCGCCGACCUUGAACGUCCAGGUGUCGUUGGCAACUGGCUUCGCGGCUGCGGUGGCCUGUGGCCUCACCUUCGCACCUAAGGGGAACCUGGGGGGCCACUUCAACCCUGCGGUCUCCUUGACGCUGGGCCUGGCCGGGGCUGUGCCUCCGGCACGCGUAGCGGCCUUCAUUGUGGCGCAGCUGUUGGCGUCUCUCCUGGCGACAUGCCUGGCCAUGGUGGUGGUCGGCAGGCCCUGCAUGGAGGACAACUUCACCAUGAUGAGCGACAUCAUGGGCCCCACGAUGCCCCGGCUUUUGCUUUUCACCAUCCUGUCCCUGGUCAUCGUUCUGGUUCCUUUAUGGGCGCAUGAGCGGCAGGGGAGUAUGGCGGUGCCUGUGCUGGUAGGCUUCUCCUAUAUCGCCUGCAGUCUGGCGGGCUUGCCGCAGCUCAUGGAUGUGCCCAACCUCCUGAGGUCCUUUGGGCUGCUCCUCAUGGGCGUGAGGUCCUGGAACAUGUGCUGGCCGACAAUGGUGGGCAGCAUCUUCGCCGCUCUGCUGGCCGUGGCGGCCGACCGGGUGGUGUUCGCUCCCGAUCCAAAGCGCGAGGAGGAUUCCGAUGAGGAAGACUCCCACGCGAUGUGA
Messenger RNA from Effrenium voratum, 1278 nucleotides. NCBI's taxonomy places the organism in Eukaryota, Dinophyceae, Suessiales, Symbiodiniaceae. The record is from the annotation of a GenBank genome assembly.